AUGGACAUCGAACAGCCAACUAAGCAGGAAUCGCCACAGCCAUUAGAUCCGGACCGUAUUGAAAUCUCCGAAACGAUUGGCGGUUCGCAGACCCGCAAAUAUUUAAAUAAACAUGUAACGCCGGCGUUACUUCGCGGAAUGCGACUCGUUGCCAAAAACCAGCCCGACGAUCCACUUCAGUUUCUCGGAGAAUAUCUCAUCCAACAAAGCCAGCAAACGCGUGAAGGUGCUGUGACGGACUCGGAGACUCUACCUGACGCUAAGUGA
Lachancea meyersii CBS 8951 is the source of this 267-nucleotide messenger RNA. The record is from the annotation of a GenBank genome assembly. NCBI's taxonomy places the organism in Eukaryota, Fungi, Ascomycota, Saccharomycetes, Saccharomycetales, Saccharomycetaceae.